This is a messenger RNA of Gaeumannomyces tritici R3-111a-1, 2203 nucleotides long. RefSeq lists its product as hypothetical. The transcript has a single exon. NCBI's taxonomy places the organism in Eukaryota, Fungi, Ascomycota, Sordariomycetes, Magnaporthales, Magnaporthaceae. Gene Ontology annotation, molecular function: protein binding. Gene Ontology annotation, cellular component: catalytic step 2 spliceosome; precatalytic spliceosome; Prp19 complex. The coding region runs from base 230 to 1792 and encodes 520 amino acids. Gene Ontology annotation, biological process: mRNA splicing, via spliceosome. The record is from RefSeq and is a predicted model, not a curated record.
AAUUAGCAUCGCGACCCACUUGUGAAGCGCGCCGCUCCGCGAUGGAGGCAGCUGCAUCAACCAUCAUCACCAGCAUUCAUCUCCCAAUCCCCCGAUCCAGAUCCUGUCGCCCACCGUGCCCCUUCCGGUCCCCGACAUCCCGAUCCGAAACCCUACUGCUCGGAGAUCAAUACCCCAAACCCACCCAGGCCCCCAGCCGUCCCUCGGGGCGUGUGUCCCUGCCGCAAGCAUGGCCCAAGAGUCGGUCCUGGGCCCGGUGGACGCCGCGCUCGAGGCGCUCGUCGUGCAGAACGCGAAGAAGACAAGGGAGGUGUUCACAGACCCGGCCAGCCGCAAGCGCAUACGACUCGUCGCCCCCGCCAGCGCCGCCGGUGCCGAAGGCGACCUCGACAAGACCACCCUGGCCCUGCGCUUCAACGCCGAGUACGCCGACCUGAGGGAGCUGCCGCCCGCGCUGGCGGCGAGGCAGGCGGCGGCCGCCGGCGGGAGGAAAAAGGCCGCUGCGCCGCCGAGGAGGACAGGUGGAGGAGCGGCGGCGGCGGCAGACACUCCCGAGGACGAGAAGACGCGGAAGCUGAUCGAGAGCAUCCCGGCCGGCGGGAGCAGGGCGGCGGCGGCGGCGGCGAGGCCACAGCUCGGCAAGGGCCCGCAUUCGACGGCGCUGGUGCUGCAGAGCCGCGGGCCCGGGUCGGCGGGCGCGCAGCAGUCGCCAUCACAGCGACAACAACAACAACAACAACAGAAGCCCGCUCCGGCCAUAGGGCAGCAGCUCGCGCUCGCGCGGCCCGACGACCUCCUCAUGCACCCCAAGCCCGAGUGGCACCGGCCCUGGAAGCUCAUGCGCGUCAUCUCGGGCCACCUGGGCUGGGUGCGGGCGCUGGCGGUGGAGCCCGACAACCAGUGGUUCGCCUCGGGGGCGGGUGACCGCACCAUCAAGAUCUGGGAGCUGGCCACGGGCCGGCUGCGGCUCACGCUGACGGGCCACAUCUCGACGGUGCGCGGGCUCGCCGUCUCGCCGCGCCACCCCUACCUCUUCUCGUGCGGCGAGGACAAGAUGGUCAAGUGCUGGGACCUCGAGACCAACAAGGUCAUACGCCACUACCACGGCCACCUGAGCGGCGUCUACGCGCUCGCGCUGCACCCGACGCUCGACGUGCUCGUCACGGGCGGCCGCGACGGCGUCGCCCGCGUCUGGGACAUGCGCACCCGCAGCAACGUGCACGUGCUCGGCGGCCACACGGGCACCGUCGCCGACCUCGUCUGCCAGGAGUCGGACCCCCAGGUCAUCACGGGCAGCCUCGACUCGACGGUGCGCAUGUGGGACCUGGCCGCCGGCAAGACCUCGGGCGUCCUGACCCACCACAAGAAGGGCGUGCGCGCCCUGGCCACCCACCCGGCCGAGUUCACCUUCGCCUCGGGCAGCGCCGGCUCCAUCAAGCAGUGGAAGUGCCCCGAGGGCGCCUUCAUGCAGAACUUUGAGGGCCACCGCGCCAUCAUCAACACCCUGUCCGUCAACCACGACAACGUGCUCUUCUCGGGCGCCGACAACGGCUCCAUGAGCUUCUGGGACUGGAAGUCGGGCCACCGCUUCCAGGCCCUCGACACCAUCGCCCAGCCCGGGUCGCUCGACGCCGAGUCGGGCAUUAUGAGCUCCGUCUUUGACGUCACGGGCACCCGCCUCAUCUGCGGCGAGGCCGACAAGACCAUAAAGGUCUGGAAGGAGGACAAGGACGCCACCGAGGAGACGCACCCGCUCGACUGGAAGCCUACGUUGAGCCACCGGAAAUUCUAGACGACGUUUGAAGGCGUGUUUCGUUGGGUCGCCUGAGUAUAGUUUAUGUAACAAUAAUCAGACCAUGUUAUUAGAUUUCCCUCUCGUCAGCCAACAGUCUAGCGGCCUUUGGUAUCAAGAGAGAAAGCCGAUAUACAGCAAAAGGCCGUUUGCAGCCCCCAUUUGGGGUGUUAUUUAAAAAAAAAAAAGGGAACAUCUAUAAGAACAACAAAAACACCAUCUACUCGUUUGGUUUCUUUCAACCGUACAUGAAGGAUACCACCGUAUGCUACAAUCAUACAAAAAAAACCCCCAUGCUUGUCGAGUGGUACACAAAAGAGCUCCCUAGGCUCACAGGACAAGGCCGAGAGCCUUGAUCUCCGGGUCGUCCCGAAAGGCAAGCCUGACCUCCUCGUCGCCGACCGCGAGCCG